AUGAAUUCGUCGUCAAAAAAUCGUUCUUCUCAAUUUAUUCCUUAUGAUAAACCAUUAUCAACAUGGAAAGAACUGUCAACAAGUUUAAAUCCUGCUGAACGUGAUUAUGUAAAAUUUUAUUUGGGCCAAUCAUUAAUCGAACAAUGUGAAGAAAUUGAAAGUGAAGUUGAUAAUUUACUUGACAUUUGGCGAGAUUAUCGAAAUGAAACUGUUGCCAAUUGUACAGAUCCAACACAUCGGAGUUUAGCUGAACCACCUGUUCUACGAAAGCGUUUAACUACUGAAAUCGAAUUUUUCGUUAAACAUAUUCAUGAACAAUGUGCGAAAGAUGAUCAAAUACUUCGUCGACGUCUAUCAAAUGGACACAAUUGGAGUGCUAUUAACUAUGCACUUGUGGCAGGUACUGGAGAUGAUGAACGCCGUAUUCGUGAACGACCUGUAUCAGCUCGUGAUCGUCAUGGACGAGAAACACCGAUAUUAACUAUUCCAGAACCAGCUGCAAAUAUUGAUGAAACUAAAAUCAUAAAUCCUCUAUCACCACGGACACAAUCAAAUAUUGAUAUUAAUACAGUUCGUAAUAAGCUACAAGAUUUUACCAUCGAUGAUAUAAUACAACGUUUAAGACAAGCUAUUACUGAUGAUAUUAACACCUUUGAAAAUCAUGUUACUUAUGUACAUCAAAAACUAGAAGAAGAAGCCGAUUAUCGUGCAAAAACAAGAGGCCUCUUACGAGAACCAACUCUCGGAGAACUCAGAGAUGAACGUAAUCGACUGGAAAAAGAGAUAUUUCACACUACAAAUACGCCAGAGCCAUUAGAGCUACCAAAUUCGUCGCACAAAAAAACAUCCAAACAUGAUACUAGUCGUCGUUCUUCGACAGCUUCUAUGAAUAGUCCAGUCCUAAGUCCUCGAUCGUCACUAGAUGAAACACCAAUAAAACCUAAUCCAUCACAUGGGCCUUUACGUGCCUUUGCAGCAGAUUCAUCGUCAACAACGAAACCCGGUUUAGCCAUUGAUCGAAAAGUUUCCACAAAACCAGCAACGACUACCAAAUCCAAUACACCUGUAUUAGUUCGUUUGGGUUCAAUUAAACAACAAGAUUUAUUGAAAAAAUAUCCAACAUUAACAACGACAACACCGACUAAUGCUACGAUAUCAACUAAAACUCGAGACAAUACAUCAACACGAGCUAAUUCAGCUGAUAAAUUUCGUCAAAUGGUGCUCGAUUGUCGUGAAAUCAGCAAUUGA
Rotaria socialis is the source of this 1248-nucleotide messenger RNA. The record is from the annotation of a GenBank genome assembly. Lineage: Eukaryota; Metazoa; Rotifera; Eurotatoria; Philodinida; Philodinidae.